UUUAGAUAUAUACAUGAACUUCCUUCCAUAAACCUCAUGAAGCAAACCUCUCUUUCUCCUCGUCCCAUCCUUGUCGCUCCAUAGAGAAGAACCACGAAAGAAGAGAAAAAAAAAUGUCAAAGAUCCAGUGCCACAAACCCUGCAACACAACUCUGAAACUCUUCGGCUUUGCCCUCCAAGCAUCCGUCGAUCCCUCCCCGAUAUCCGAUUCGUCCUUCUCCACCUCCACGGCCUCACUCGCCGCAUCCGAGGGACGAAAAUUCGAGUGCCAAUACUGCUUCCGUGAGUUCACCAACUCCCAAGCUCUCGGCGGCCACCAGAACGCCCACAAGAAGGAGCGCGAACAGCAAAAGCGCGCCCAGCUUCAUCAUGCCGCCGCUUCAUCUCUCUACACGCGCGCCAAUCCAAUCCCCUCUUCCUUCACAACCCCGCAGCCUCUCCUACCGGCCCACAAACCCGCCGCAGCAUCCCCGCCGGCCACCGCCUAUUUUUACUUCUCUCGUCCGUCCUUCCAACUCACCCAUAGCAGAGCCUUCCCGCCCGCUCCGAACACGCUGCCACGAAUCCGGUCCGGACCGGUUUCGCUGGGCCGAUUCCCUGCUCCGACCAACGCUGCCGGCUCUGACAGCUCGUAUGGAGUAGACCUUCAUCUCAGCCUGGCGCCUGCCAGUUCCAGAAUCGCAUGAUCCGUCAUUCGUACCAUCAAUAUUCUUGUACAUCUUAUUUUUAUUUCCUUAAUUUUGAACGCAUUAUGAUUAUGAAUUUCAUAUUAAUUAGAGUUAUGAUUUUAUUUCUUAUUGGUGUUUAUUUUUCAUUUCUUUGAUUUUCUAAAUAGGAGCUUCUUAGUUCUAAAUU
Phalaenopsis equestris is the source of this 855-nucleotide messenger RNA. Its product is annotated as zinc finger protein GIS3-like. NCBI's taxonomy places the organism in Eukaryota, Viridiplantae, Streptophyta, Magnoliopsida, Asparagales, Orchidaceae. The coding region runs from base 114 to 686 and encodes 190 amino acids. Gene Ontology annotation, cellular component: nucleus. Gene Ontology annotation, biological process: trichome morphogenesis; gibberellic acid mediated signaling pathway; cytokinin-activated signaling pathway. The record is from RefSeq and is a predicted model, not a curated record. Gene Ontology annotation, molecular function: transcription cis-regulatory region binding; DNA-binding transcription factor activity. The transcript has a single exon.